Molecule: messenger RNA, 2328 nt
Organism: Pogona vitticeps (central bearded dragon)
Lineage: Eukaryota; Metazoa; Chordata; Lepidosauria; Squamata; Agamidae
Gene: NLE1
Product: notchless homolog 1
Biological process (GO): Notch signaling pathway; ribosomal large subunit assembly
Cellular component (GO): nucleolus
Molecular function (GO): protein binding
Source: RefSeq, a predicted model, not a curated record
CCCGGGCGCGGAGUGAUGACGUUGCGCAAGGCCCGGCUGUCUUCCCUCCACGUGGGCGCCGCUGGGAAAGAAGAGCCGAAGCCUCAGACCCGGUGGCGCUCCAGGACCAGGUCCCAGUGUGAAACAACAUACAGUGUAUAUAUUUUUUUAAAAUGAAGGCGGACGUUGAGCGGCUCCUGAUCCAGUUCAAAGAUGAAGCCGGGGAAAUCUUGGGCUCGCCCUUCGACGUCCCCAUUGACAUCACACCCGACAAGCUUCAGCUGGUCUGCAAUGCCCUCUUGGCGAAGGAGGAGCCUCCACCCUUGGCCUUCUACGUCCAGGACGCCGAAAUCGUCACCUCCUUGGAGAAGACCUUGGCCGCCCAGGCGCUGGAGACCGAACGGGUGGUGGACGUCACUUACCAGCCCCAGGCCGUGUUCAGAGUGCGGGCCGUCACGCGUUGCACCAGCUCCCUGGAAGGCCACAGCGAAGCCGUCAUCUCGGUCGCCUUCAGUCCUACCGGGAAGUACUUGGCCAGCGGCUCGGGCGACACAACCGUACGCUUCUGGGACCUCAGCACGGAGACCCCGCAGUUCACAGCCAAAGGUCACCGUCACUGGGUGCUCAGCAUCGCAUGGUCUCCCGAUGGCAGGAAGCUGGCGUCCGGCUGCAAAAACGGCCAGAUAUUUCUCUGGGACCCAAACACGGGGAACCAGAUCGGACGGGUGCUCGCGGGACACUCCAAAUGGGUCACUUCUCUCUGCUGGGAGCCACUGCAUUUGAACCCAGAGUGUCGUUACCUGGCCAGUUCCUCCAAAGACGGCAGCAUUCGCACCUGGGACACAGUUGCCGGCCGUUGUGAUAAGAUCCUGACCGGACACACACAGUCGGUGACGUGCGUCAAGUGGGGUGGCGACGGGUUGCUCUUUUCUUCCUCCCAGGAUCGGACCAUCAAGGUCUGGCGAGCCCACGAUGGGGUCCUGUGUCGCACGCUGCAAGGUCAUGCGCACUGGGUGAACACCAUGGCACUCAGCACGGACUAUGUUCUCCGCACGGGCGCGUUUGAGCCAGCCGAGGCUUCCAUCAACCCCCAGGAUGUGAGCGGAUCCCCGGCCGAGAUCAAGCAGAAAGCACUGCAGAGAUACAACCAAGUUCGGGGCCAGGGUCCUGAACGGCUAGUCUCCGGAUCCGAUGACUUCACUCUCUUCCUGUGGGUGCCGGCGGACGACAAGAAGCCCUUGGGGAGAAUGACAGGACAUCAGGCUCUUAUUAAUCAGGUCCUCUUUUCUCCAGACACCCGGAUCAUCGCUAGCGCUUCCUUCGAUAAAUCUGUGAAGUUGUGGGAUGGAAAAACCGGGAAGUACCUCGCUUCCCUGCGUGGCCACGUUUCCGCGGUGUACCAAAUCGCGUGGUCAGCCGACAGCCGCCUGCUGGUCAGCGGGAGCAGCGACAGUACCCUCAAAGUGUGGGAUGUCAAGACCCAGAAGCUGGCCGUCGACCUGCCUGGCCACGCCGACGAGGUGUUUGCUGUGGACUGGAGCCCGGACGGGCAACGGGUAGCGAGCGGAGGCAAAGAUAAAUGCCUCCGGAUAUGGAGGCGAUAGCGGGCAAGGAAGGACUGUUGACACGAAACUGUUCUGUCCCGUGAUGCUCUCUCGUGAUGCAGAGGGUGGCCUUCCUGCCAUCCGUUUUAGGAAGGAAGGUUCUACAUUGCCUAUCUGGAUCAAGGAGCAAUAUAUACCUCGGUGUUUGUCACUUCCUGGGAUUUCAAGCUGCACCCUUUUCUCCCCAUCUUGGGUGACAGAACCAGAAAAAUUGGAGGGUCAGAAUCAAUCCGUGGCCCUGACCCCUCUGAAUGCAACGGCCUCCUGGCAUUGUUCCUGAGCAAAAGUGGUUUGGAGGUAGACUGCCUUGGACUUGAGAGGUUCUAUUGAGGCCUAAUAGAUCCAUCUACCUUCCGUCAGUUUGCAGUCUCUUUUUAAGGUGGUGGCCUUUGCUGCGCCGGCCGGCCACCGACUUGGAAAUUAAUCUCCGCAUUCUUCACAUUUAUCCCAAAAUUACAUCAACUUUGAACUGGUGUAUUGUCAAGUUUGGACACUUAAUAGAAGAGGGAGACGAAAAUGGCCAUUCUGUUAGUAAUUUACCGUUCUUGGGUUUACGCCAUUUAUGUCCGGACUCUUUGGAGGUAAUCAAAUGUCCCAAAAUACAGCUAUCUCUGUUGUAUCAGUAGAAAAUUACUUAAAAAAUUUAUCCACAUGGCACUUUUCUUUUUUAAACUUCAAUAUGGUAAUAGUGCUUUUUAAGAAAAGUUUCAGUGGCCCCAUAACUCAAUAAAUCCUUACACCUUUU